GCAGCAGACGAAGAGGACAACGGCUGGAACCGGCAGACAUGGAGUACAAGGGCAACCACAAGAACUGCUACGCUUCCCUCUCCAACCCCUCCCUGAAGGAGGCCAUAGCUCUUCAUAACUUCUCCAUCCUCAAGCUUGCUGUGCUAGUUUCAGAGUUCGCCCAGCAACUGGCCGCCGCCUACGAGCUGUUCUCUAAAGAGGUUCAGGCCAUCAUCACAACGUUCAGGAGACGGAACACGGAGCUCAAGAAACAAAGGCCCGUGGAUACAUCCAAUAGCAUCUUCAAUGCCUGGGAGUCGCUUUUGUUGGAAUCAGAGUUGGAUGCACAGGCCCACCUGGAUGCCGCUGGUCUGCUGAUGAAAAAUGUCUUCCGGCCCUUACAGGAAGUUGCGUCACACAAGAACAGACAAGCUGACGUGCUGUCGUCAUACAGAGAUAACUUUGAAUCUGUUCUCAGCGAGGCCGUAAGGGAGGCCACUCAGGCGGAAGCAAAAUAUCACAGCUCUUUCCAAGAGUUCGCUUGCCUGCCUGACAGUUCAAGCGAGCAGGGCGAGCAGGUGAGAGGUCAACUCCACAACUCACACAAUGAAUACAUCCUCAAGAUCCGGGCCUCGAACAGGACGGUGGACGAGUUCAACUCGCUGCUGCCUCAGUUGUUGGAGGAGUUGGAAGAGAUUUACAUCGAUACAGGAAACACAAUAAAUGUCGCUUUUGAGAGCCAGGCACUACUUCUUCUUACAAAGGCAGACGAGCAGCACCGAAGGUACGAGAACCAGAUGAAGAUCUGCAAGAUGGUCAGCCCGCACCAGGACGUCAGCUUCUUCGUGCGGGCCAGCCAAGGCGAGGGCCCGGCCUUAACCUACACGCUCUCACACUACGUCUUUAAGCCCGCCAUAGCCAUCACCGCGGAGGCUCAGAAAACCUUGUCAAACCAAAUUAUCUACGACCGACUAACGGAGUCAAACGUGAUCGAUAAAAGGACUGCUCUCCAGACACAGGGCAUGGGUCUGGCCGUCAACCUGAAGCAGAGCCAGGACAUUAUCGCCACCCUCAGUAACAUCUGCCAGAGGAACCUGGCCCGGCACCAGUACACCACCGUGUACGAGGCACAGCUAGAGAUGUGCCGGAAGCGUAACGAGAUACGUCUGGCUAAUCUUCUGCUGGCGGCGGUCAAGGCGCAGGUAGGUUCAAACACACCUGGUCAGUUUGGGUCCUUAGGUGAACGCUAG
Physella acuta is the source of this 1229-nucleotide messenger RNA. RefSeq lists its product as uncharacterized. The record is from RefSeq and is a predicted model, not a curated record. Lineage: Eukaryota; Metazoa; Mollusca; Gastropoda; Physidae.